Messenger RNA from Gadus morhua (Atlantic cod), 1159 nucleotides. It is a transcript of the gene denr, whose product is annotated as density-regulated protein. The record is from RefSeq and is a predicted model, not a curated record. Bases 307 to 909 code for a protein of 200 amino acids. Lineage: Eukaryota; Metazoa; Chordata; Actinopteri; Gadiformes; Gadidae. The transcript is spliced from 8 exons. Gene Ontology annotation, molecular function: translation initiation factor activity; mRNA binding. Gene Ontology annotation, biological process: formation of translation preinitiation complex; translation reinitiation.
AUAUACAAAACUCACGAGGAAGAGCCGAAGCUUGAAGAGGCGUGCUCUAUGUAACACAACUGAACUCUCUAAUCUCAAUUAUUUCUUCAAGUUUAAUUAACUUCAAUAAUGCGAUCUACGUUAUUGAAAAGAAGACAUUAAUAGUGUGUUUUGAAGGGUACGUAUCCUCAUAAUUUGUCCCUUUCUAUUUAUUUAAAGAUCUGUUUAGUGGGCUCAACGUUAGCAAGCCUCUUGGUUGCUAGCGUCGCAACCACAUCAGUUAUUGCGUUUCCCUUGGCUCGGUAGGUGACAGCUUGAAUAUUGGUAAUGGCUACUACUGAAAACAUGGAAUCCAGUUCCCCUGAGUACAAAGGGGACCAUGGUGCAGCUGACUCGGAUUCCAAGGUUCCACAUAAAGUCCUGUAUUGUGGAGUGUGCUCUUUGCCAACAGAGUACUGUGAGUAUAUGCCAGAGCCAGCAAAAUGCAGGCACUGGCUGGAGAAGAACUUUCCAGAUCUCUUUGCUAGGCUGACUGUAGGCCCCCAGGGAAACAUACCGAAACUGGAGGUUGUGACCGGAGAGGAACCACCAUUAGUUGAAGAGGAGGAGAGGAAGAAACAGAAGCGAGGUGGAAGAGGCCAGAUUAAACAGAAAAAGAAAUCGGUACCACAGAAAGUCACAAUAGCAAAGAUCCCGCGGGCAAAGAAGAAAUACGUCACAAGAGUGUGUGGCCUACAAACGUUUGACAUCGAGCUUAAGGAUGCUCAGCGGUUCUUUGCCCAGAAGUUCUCCUGUGGAGCCUCGGUGACGCCGGAGGAUGAGAUCAUUAUUCAGGGAGACUUCACAGAUGACAUCAUUGAUGUCAUUCAGGAAAAGUGGCCAGAGGUGGACGAUGACAGCAUCGACGAUUUGGGAGAAGUCAAGAAGUGAAGAUCUAAUAUGCACUUUUACUGAUUAUGGAUGUGACAUGUAACAGCAAAACCUUGGCCAAAUGUACACGUUAACAUUAAAAAAAAAAGAAUCAUUUUAUAUCUAUUUUAUUUACUGUAUAUAAAUACUGCAGACUUGGCAAUUUUAGUUAUGAUAGCUGCUUUCUCAUUUGCCAAAAGCUGUGGUAUGAUGUGAAUCCCUCCCAUUUCUCUCAACACAAAUCUAGGCUAAUAAAUUUCAGUCUCAUUCA